AUGGUUAAGAUUAACCUUCCGCUGAUAAUUACUCUUUCUUCCCUGGCGCUGACACUUUUCCUAGCUGCUCUGGACAUUGUCAUCGUCAUUACGUUGUAUGAGACAAUCGGCCAAAAAUACAGAGAUUAUGCGAGUAUUGGCUGGUUGGUCUCUGGGUAUGCGUUGCCGAGUGCGCUGUUUACGUUGUUGUGGGGCCGUUUGGCAUCCAUCUUUGGCUUGAAAACAAGCCUGACAAUUUCUAUUGUUAUAUUUGAGAUAGGUUCGCUAAUUGUUGCUGUCUCAAACUCCAUGGGCAUGCUUAUUGGAGGUAGAGUUGUGGCUGGGUGUGGUGGAAGCGGCAUCCAAUCGUUGGUUUUCGUGGUCGCGACGUCUCUCGUGAAAGAACGAAACAGAGGCCUUGUAAUUAUGGUUUUGGGUUUCUCUUUUGCCGUGGCUUUCGCAAUCGGACCUGUGCUCGGUGGUGUUUUCACCGAACAUGUAACAUGGCGAUGGUGCUUUUUUAUCAAUUUACCCAUCGGGGGCCUAGCGUUAGCCCUGUUGCUCAGCAGCUAUAAUCCUACCAGCACACGCUGGCAGGAUUCAUUCCGACGCAAGCUCAUAGCGAUCAAAAAAUUCUCUUACAGGCAGCUGCUCACCUCGAAAUUCUGGCAUCAGGCCUAUCUUUUCCUGGCGUUCAAGCUAGAUCUCAUUGGCUUUGCCAUUUCAUCCUCUGGAUUUGUGUUAUUUCUGCUGGGAGUCACAUUUGGAGGAAAUGAGUAUCCAUGGCACUCAGGUACCAUCAUCUCGUACUUGACAGUUGGUGGCUUCUUGAUCAUAUUAUGGGUAUUGUUUGACUUUUCACUUCUAUACCGCUGGGCUAAGUGUCACCAAAACGUGGAACCCGUUCCACUGUUACGGAAAACUCUAUGCUAUUUGCCCGGUAUUGCCACAAGUUCCUUAACGGUCUUUUUCGGAUGCCUCGCUUUCAACAUGCAAUCUGUGUAUGUUGUCCAGUAUUAUCAGCUGGUUCACAAUAAUGGACCCACGUCCGCCAGUAUGCACCUGUGGGGAUUUUUGGUGGCUACCUUGAUAAGCAUUGUUGCCAUAGGCAAAGUUUCAUCGACUUUCGGAAUCAUCAAGCCAGAGAUUGUUGUUGGUGUGACGCUUGGGUUGAUAGGUGCGGGUCUACUGACCUUGAUCAAGACGACGAGCACUACUGGGAACACUAUAGGGUAUUGUAUUCUGCCUGGUGCUGCUUUCGGGUGUAUUUUGCAAGGCACGCUGUUAAGUGCACAAGUGCAAGUCGACCGGGACACUGCUGAUUUUCAUACCUUGUUCAUUGAAGCAACCGCUUUGAACACCUUUUUCAAGUCCCUUGGGAUGUCUUUCGGAGGAAUUAUGGCUACUAUGAUCUUUACUAAUUCGGUCAAAAACCAGUUGAGAGACACAACUGCUGGAUUGCCGCCCUUCAGCAAUAUCGAGGCGCUAAUUGCGUACCGGGGCCAGCACUUUGAUGGAUCUAAUUCCGUGCUGUCUAAUGUAUUUGCUAAAGGCAUCCGAAAUGUGAUGUACGCAGCACUUGGAUCUUACGCCAUAGCAUUCAUGAGUGGCCUUUUCACAUCUAACAGAAGAUUAGUGCUGCCUUCAAAAGCUGACGACCUAGAGCAUUCUUCAGCGGACCACACGAUCCAUGAGAAGACCAGUAGCAGCACCGAGGGUAGAGACGGCCGUUCCACGAUCGAAGAAAAACCCAAGAUUACAUUUAAGGACAAACUAUUUGACGCCUUCAAAUCCAGGAAGACUGACCAGUCGUUGACUGAGUCGUAG
This is a messenger RNA of Lachancea meyersii CBS 8951, 1806 nucleotides long. Lineage: Eukaryota; Fungi; Ascomycota; Saccharomycetes; Saccharomycetales; Saccharomycetaceae. The record is from the annotation of a GenBank genome assembly.